AUGUCAAAGACAGCUCAGCUCAAGGAGAAAGAGAGAGUGAUGAUGUGCAAUGUGGGAGUCACCAGGAGCUACAGGUUCAAGCACCGCGUGAGGAACGCUCCGUGCCCGGGACAGCUCCCAGAGGAACGUCCAGCUCUGACAGAUGCACGAGCCCCCACGGACCACUCCCGGUCUGGAGUGGAAAAACAUGAGCAAAAAAUUACCUUUCUGAUGGAAACCUUUCCCGCAGAAUUCGCAGACAAAAGGUUUGUAGCCGGCAUGGAUGCGCACGUGCGUGUUCAGGGUGGAGCUCCUGUUGAAGGCUUUCCCACACUGGCUGCAUUUAUGAGGCUUUUCCUUUAG
Menidia menidia (Atlantic silverside) is the source of this 342-nucleotide messenger RNA. The record is from the annotation of a GenBank genome assembly. Lineage: Eukaryota; Metazoa; Chordata; Actinopteri; Atheriniformes; Atherinopsidae.